This is a messenger RNA of Ilex paraguariensis (yerba mate), 306 nucleotides long. The record is from the annotation of a GenBank genome assembly. NCBI's taxonomy places the organism in Eukaryota, Viridiplantae, Streptophyta, Magnoliopsida, Aquifoliales, Aquifoliaceae.
UUCUUAUUUGGAUCAGCUCAUGUACUGAAGCAGCCAUUAUUCCUACAAGCAUGUGAAUUAGCAUUUACUGGAUGCGGCUCUGAUGGAAACCAUGACAUUUCAGAGCAAGAAUUUGGAGGCUCCAUUUUAUUGGCAAUUCCAAACUUGAAUGAAGAUGAGAUCCAUGAACUCUUCCUUUUGUUUGACACUGAUAGCCAUGGGAGCAUCAGCAAGAACAAUUUUAAUACGUGUUUAAGGAAAAAUCCAUUGCUCAUAGCACUUUUCUCGCCCCAAUUGUUGCGUUUGGAUUUCCCUAGCAGGUCAUAG